Arctia plantaginis is the source of this 390-nucleotide messenger RNA. The record is from the annotation of a GenBank genome assembly. Lineage: Eukaryota; Metazoa; Arthropoda; Insecta; Lepidoptera; Erebidae.
AUGAACAUUUUGCUGUGUGUUACGUUGCUGCUAUGUGUAUGUGCGUCAUACGUGUCACUAUCUCCACUGGAGGUGACAAAAACUGUUAAAGUACAGUCUGAUCAUCUGCCCAGUAUUUCUGAUGAAAGUCUGGUACCAUCCGAAUCUAACAGGUUCAAAAGAACACACCAUCACAAAGGGCAUGGUGGUAGCUAUGGCGGAGGACAUGGCGGGGGUCACAAAGGUGGAUAUAGACACGGCGGAGGUUAUGGACACAGCGGAGGUUAUGGACAAGGCGGCGGACUAGGUUAUGGAGGCGGCGGCGGGUAUGGUUAUGGAGGCGGUGGCGGCGGCGGUGGCGGCGGCGGUGGCGGCGGCGGUGGUGGCGGCGGCGGCGCUUGGGGACGCUAA